AUGGCAGCGAGCGCCGUAGGUGUAAGAAUAUAUCCUCCGGUUGUGGAGUUUAUCGACGUGAAAGUUGGGGAGGUUUACAAAACCACUGUCACGGUGACUAAUACAGGGAAGUCUAAUAGACGAAUGCGGCUGCAUGGACCCGUUUCUAAGCUAUUCAGGUUGCAGGUGGAGAACCCAGACACGCCCAUAGCUGCAGGGCUGUCUCUGACUGCCACAGUGGAAUACAGACCAGAAAAGGAGGAGAAUGCAAGCGAUCGCUUAGUCCUCCUUUCCGAUGAUGACAUUGUGGAGAUCCCACUCCAUGCGUUUUGCCCAGCCUGCUCUCUGCAGAUGGACUCCCUGGUUGAUUUUGGUUCUGUGGUUGCAAAGAGUCAGAUCAUUAGUAAAGAGAUACCACUGACCAAUCAUGGAUCUGCUCCAGGUGCCUUUCAGAUCCUCUACAAGGGAGACACUCCCAUCAGCAUCACACCUAGCAGUGGCAUCCUUGCUCCUGGAAGUACCCAGCUGGUGAGAGUGGAACUAUGUACUGACCAGCCCAGGAGGGUGUAUGAAGAGGCCCUGGUGAGGCUGCAGGGCAGUGAUGAUGUGGUUCUGAAGAUUCAGGUGGAAGUGACGGAGCAGGUUCUGGAGCUGCUCGAUUCUUCUCAGGAGGGGAAGCUGUCGUGCGUGCAGUUCGGCCCAACCUACUUUGGAACAUCACGGCUGGAGCAGGUGGUUCUGGUGAACAGUGGGCCCGGUGCCUGUGACUGGGUCGCAGUUCUGCAGGAUGAUGCUGUCGGAACUGAAGCGGGCACUGACCUACAGAAGAACACAUACACAGCACUGCUGGACAGGACCAUGAGAAAUGACAACGGCCAAGUGGAUUUCUCUGCUGUGGUCACCUGCGUGCCCAGUGAGGGGAGACUGGGGCCAAACCAAAGGACCACCCUGUAUGUGUGUUUCAGUCCUGGACCCAUCAGGGCUUCUGAGGACAAGCGUAACUCUGCACAGGCUACCAAACAGGACUUCUGUCUCUUCUUGAAGUUUGAGAUUGUGGGAAGCAAAAACAGCUUCACUUGCCAGCAAUACGAGACAGUGCCUCCCUGCAAGGGUGGUGUAGAGCUGGCAGUCACUGGGACUGGCGUCCCACUUUCCCUCACCAUCAGCCCUGGCUAUAGCUACAGCUUCCAGCAGUGCAUGAUGGGAGAGCGUGUGGACAUCCCUUGUGUCCUGCACAACCAUUCCUCUCUGCUGCCUGUAGCCUUCAGGUUCAGAAAGAUGGCCAACUUCAUCACUGACCCACAGAGUGGAAACAUUGCUCCUGGGCAGUGCCAGGACGUGGUGCUGUCCUUCGCCCCACAUCAGAUCGGGGUGUUCAGAGUGCGCCAUGUCCUGGAGGUGCUGGGCGAGGUGGCGGAGCUGGACCCGUCUGCAGCUCGACUCCACCUGCAGAGCUUUCGUCAGGUCAUUCUGCACCUGUCUGCUGUCUGCAGGGCUGUGACUGGUCUCACCCGGCCUAGAGUCAGCCCAGACGAGCUGGUCCACAGUGCAGACACUGUGUCUAUCAGAACAGCCAAGACCCGACUCCACUCCCACAGGGCAAAGCAGUAUAGUUACGUGGACCCAGACUUUGCCUUCACUGAGGAGGAGGAGCUACAGAGGAAGCAGCACAAAGAGCACUAUCUCCACUUUAUCAGGGCCCUGCGUGAGUCCCGCCUGCAGAGAGCCAGGGAGAGAGAGGUGGCUGAGGUCCAGGAUGGGGUGAAUAUUGGGAUAAGGCCAGCAGCAGGACUACUGCCCCCAAGGCUCUCUCUGCAGGACAUGGAGCCGGAUCAGAGCGAGGCUCAGAGCUUCACCCAGCAGAGCUCCCUCCUCACCACUCGCACCCUCGCUGCCAUGGAAACCAGGGCAGCCGCAAGACCAGUGAGUCAGUUAGAACUAGGGAUAAGCGCUGUUCCCUCCACUGCAGAAGAAGCGGCUGCCUGCCGCCAAACUCUGACAGCUCAGCAGCUCCACCAGGUGGUCAUUGGCCCGUCCUUGGUGAACUUCGGUGAAGUGUGUGCGCAGUCCUCCUCGGAGCAGCAGCUGGACUUGGUGAACAACUUGCGGACGCACGUGUGGGUGCAGGUGGAGGUGGGCUGCCCUGAGCUGCAGCGCUCCAGCCCUCUGUCCUACGUCCUGCCCCCACUGUCCCAUGCAGCGCUGCUCCUCGUCUUCGAGAGCGGCACCCUGGGUACAUUCAACAGGUCAAUCUCCUACACAGUGAACAGGAAGCACUCGGGCCAUGUUCUGGUCAGGGCAGAGGUGGUUCCGAUAGCUCUGGAGCUGUCAGCCCCUGAGGUGACGCUGAGCCCAUCCCCCGGCCUCCUUGCCCAGUCUGGCUACAGAGGCAGCAUUACACUGUACAACCGGCGCAACCACCCCGCCCAGUUCACCUGGAGGCCCAUUAUCACAGAUAGAGGCAUUGCUUUCUCAGUCCGACCUGCUACAGGUACUGUGGAGGCCUACCAGGAGCUGGACUGUGAGCUGGUUUGGCACCCGUCCUUCUACUCUCCCCUGGAGGGGCAGUUUGACCUGUGUGUGCACCAGGGCAACGCUGCCACACUGCAGUGCCUCGCUAAGGUCGGCUCCUCCACGGUCCAGCUGGCUGAGAAGCACAUGCUGUUGGGUGCACUGCCUCUGAAUUUACCCACUAUCAGAACAGCAGUGCUACGCAACACUGGCCACAACCAUGCCUACUUCCAGGUGUUUGAUGUGUACCCUUUGCGUGGGAUGAUGGUGACCCCCUCGGAGGGCGUAGUUCCCGUGGGAGGGCAGGCGGAGAUUCAGGUCCACUUUACACCAGAGGCAGUGAUGAAGUUCGACACCAGAGUGGAGAUUGGUCUGAGGGGUCUGAAAUCCUUGGAGCUGAGAAUAGGGGGCUCUGUGGAGCCACCCUUGGUGGACAUCAGUGUGAAGUCCUUCCAGUUCCACGGCGUUCAUGCCGGUUCCACCCGGGCGGUUCCGUUCUCCCUUCAGAACCGCUCCGCCACUCGGGCCUGCGUUCAGUUUGACCUGUCGGAGCACGCAGACUUUGCUGUGGAGUUUCCCCAGCACGCAGGUAUGAGGCCCAAGCCACACCUGUACAUGAUAACACUGGAGGGACUGGAAACAGUGGAGUGUUCCCUCAUUUUCUCCCCUAAAGAAGUGGCAGCAUACGACUUCAAUCUGCCCGUGACCCUGAAUGAUGUUGGUGUUCCUUCCCCUCCCCCGAGUUCUGUGCCCAAAACCCCGUCUGUGAGAGAAAAGCACAUUGUCACCCCGCAGCCACGGCCUGUCUCCGUGGUAACGCCCUCGCGCAGGGUGCAGGCUGUAGCCCUGCGACCCCCUUUGGAAAUGUCCAAGUCCAGUGUCCAUUUCGAGAUAAACUCCGUUGAGGAGUCACCUGCUGCAGUCGAAUCACAGACCCUGGAGCUGAGGAACGUCUCCCAGGAGGCUGUGAAUUGGAGGUUUGGCUGGGCCUUGCCUGGGCAGCUCAAUGUCACUCUGCCUGUCCUCCUGGGGGAAGAGACAACCCACCCCUACAGACUCCUCUUCCUCAGCGCCUGCAUUCACAAGCCCACCAUCACCUUCCUGCCAGCACGGGUCAUCCUCAGGCCUGUGCCCCUGGACACCCUGGCCACCGCCACCCUGUCCCUGCUACCCAGUGGAUACACCAGGGCCUCCUCACUCCGGGUGGAGCAGGAGGAGGUGGAGCUGGAGGACGGCAGCCGAGUGGAGCCCUUCUCCGUGAUCCUCCCCCACGACGGCGUCAUCCACCCCCGGCCUGGAGGGAGCAGCGAGCCCCUCACCUGCACCGUCACCUUCCGCUCCUCGCAGCCCCUUUCCCUCGCCUCCCUCGUCUCCUUCUUGGAUCGAGACAAUAACAGGUUUCAGGUGGAGGUGUGUGCAGCAGCAGAAAAUUGCCUGCUGACUGUGUGGCCCUAUCUGGCUCUGCACCGUUCUGACCAGCAGAUUGUUCUCAAAAGUGGGCAUCUGAAUGGAGGAUCGGAGCGACCCCAGCUGACGGGGGAGGUGAUGCUGCGGCCGUGCCCCUCCCACGGCUCCCUGUCUCACAGCACCUCCUCCAGCUCCACCUUCGCCAUGCUGAGCUCCACCAGGGGGGAGACGCCCUCCGACUAUGUGGAGGAGAGUGGAAGUGAGAGUGGGAGCAGGAGGAAGGAGCAGUGGGACCUCACAGACAGGAUGGGUGCGCUGGGGCUUCCGUCCUUCCCCCACGAGGACUCAGAAGAGGGGUACUUUUGCUACUCUGUCUUACAGGCCGUACAGAACUGGUUCAGCCAGUUUGGCUGGCCCCGGGGACCAAACCCCAUCACCCUGCCCCAAACGCUGAGGAGAGCGGUAUGCAAGGCGCAGUCCUCGGCCUCAGGACAGAAGAACACCUACCGCGUCAGUCACGGGAAGGACACCAAGACCAUCUAUGACAUGCUGCUUCACCUGAGUGGCCAGAUGCUCCCUGGGGUCAGCAGCAGCCAGUCCCUGCCCGGCGACCUCCAUCAGCGGGUUCAGCAGCUGCACCGCCAGCACGCCACACUCCUCGCUUUCCUCAGGGCUCAAGGGGCCUCUCUGUCCCAUAUUAAACCUGAGUACCUCUUGGAGCAGCAGGAGUUCAACCACUGGAGCUCCCUGCAGCCUCAGGAUCAGCGGGGGAGCUGGGUUACAGGUCCAGUGAGUCUGGAUGACAUUGCCUUUGAGUCCCUGAGCAAACGGGCCUGGACCGAUGUUCUGCUGCAGACCUACAAGGUGCUGGUGCUUCCCCGUGUGACAGAGGAGAGCUUAGGAAGUCUUCAGGAUUGGGAGCGCAUCCCAAAGAUCAACCCUGACCCCCUGUCCAGCAACAUCUACUCCACCUGGGAGAGGAAGCUCCUCACCUGGCUCAACCUUCACUUCCACAAGAUGAGGACUGUGGUGUGGAGCCCCAGCGUCAGUAAAGCAGGUGAUGUCCCGUCAGCCAGGUGGAUUGUGAACUUUGACCUGGACCUGGUGGAUGGACUGGUCCUGGCUGCUGUGCUUGCUGUAUACUGCCCCUUCUUGAUCCCAACUCACUUCCAGAGGAUGUACACCAGCACCAGCAGCCUGGAGCAGAACCUGCACAACAACAUCAUCCUGAGCCAGGCCCUCCAGCUGCUCCGCCUGGACUUUCACAUACAGGCCACAGAGCUCUCAGACCCAAACCCAGUUCAGCUUCUGAUGUUAUGUUUGCACCUGUUCGAGCGUCUGCCUCAGUACCUGCCCAAGAAGACACUGACACUGUCAGGCAGCCUGCACUGCGCUUUCACCAAACAGGUGCGGCUGAAGAAUUCCUCCUCCAGACCACUGGUGUAUCAUGCGUCCAUCCUGGGGAAGGAAGCAUCCCAUUUCUCCUUACCUGAUGGCUCCACAGUCAUCAUCCCUCCGAAGGGGAGUGUGGAGGUGCAAGUGCAUUUCUCCAGCCCUUUCCUCAGGCCGAUGGAGGCGGUCCUUCUGUUCACAUGCCGGGCGUCUGCUGGACCUUUGGGUGCCACGCUGGCCUUCUCGUUGCGCUCACAGGUCACCCGCAUCAGCCCCAGUGGGGUUGCGAAAUGCAGAUCUCCCUGUUACCAGCAAACGGAGAUCAAGCUGAAAAUGAUCAAUGCUUUCAGUAAAGAUGCCAGAUUCGGAGUGAUUCUUCUGGAGUCCAAAGACAGCCUGGUCCAGGCAUCUGAUAGAGAACAUCGUCUGGAGGACCUGAUCCAGCGGAUCACCUCAGCGAGUACCCAGAAGCAGCACUGCGGAGACAGUUCCAGUUGGCUGAAUGUGAGGACGGAGAAUAGGGAGAGCAACAAAGGCGAUGGAGAAAACAAGCAAGGCCUGCCCUCUGACCAAGGGGGUGAUGGGGCCAUUAAUGAGUUUUUCAGUCCCCUGAAGAGUGUGUGGCUGAAAGCAGGAGGACAGGACCUCCUGGAAAUUCAAUACCUACCCUUUCAGCCGGGCAAGAGAUACUGCUGCAUCCUGCUGGUCAACAACCAGGUGGGGGAUAUGGUCUAUUUGGUUGAGGGAACUGCAGACCUGCCCCUGCCCACCCCACUGGAUGCAGAGGCCAGUCCUAAUGUGUGGAUCAGCAGCACUGCCACUGGGAGCGGCAGCCAGAAGCCGGCCCUCUGCUUUAAGUGCGGCACGAGCGGGAGCCUGUGUGAGGCGCUGCUCGUGCCCCUGGUGAACGCGGCGUGGGAGCGCGCGCUGGCCGCCGUGGCGCGGCGGGGCAUGUCUCCGCUGGAGCUGGAGCGCCGCAGGGCGACGGGAACGCUGGACAGCAGCACGGUCAGGGCGGGCGUGGCCGCGGCGGGGCUGACCGCCGCUCAGGCUCCUCUGGUACGUGCUCUAGCUCAGACUCAGACGAUAGAGUACAGUGUGGAGGUCUCCAUGCCAGAACACUUCCUCCUGCCAGAGACAGUCUCAGUCCCAGUGGCUGGAGAGGGCGGAGACUCAGCCCGGCUCCAGGGUAAGUCCAGAGUGGUGUCGGUGCCCGUGCAGUUCCGCCCCAAAGCAGCAGGUCGGUACCAGUGCCAGGUGGUCCUGCGGUCGUGGCAAGACGUGCGAGUGCACCUGUUGGAGGCUGUGGUGCGCGGGGAGGGCAGCCACGCGCAGCUGGAGUUCACCACACCUGCUCACCAGUCUGUCACUCAAGACAUCCCACUGAACAGCGAGAGCCGUCAGGACUGCAGGCUGCGGUGUCUUCUCUCAGGGCAGGGCUUCUCUGGCCCCCCGCUGGUGUAUGUCCAUGCAGGGGCGCGGCUCUACUACCCCCUGACCUUCCACCCCACAUCCAGGUGUAUCGUCACGGGCCAUCUCUCCCUUAUCAAUGACACGGAUGGGACAGAGUACAGUUUUGAUCUGAGAGGGGUGGGCGAACGCCCGCUCGCUCUGGAGCAUGUUCAGAUUCACUGCACUGUCCGAGAAGUAACCCAGAGCCGACUGCAGGUCCCCAACUACAGCCAGAAACUCAUCACCUGCAAGGUUGUUUCAGACCUGUCAAUUGUCAGUGGACCUCCCACUCUAGAAAUUAAGCCAGGUCACACUGUCCCUUACACCAUCAGUGUGUCUCCAUGGAAACGAGGAAUGCAUAAAGGGGUGAUCUCCUUUGUAGCACAGGAGAAGGAAAUGGUGAUGGAGAAAGAGAAAGGGGGUUCUCAACAGCCAGCUGCUGACUCAAUGAUUACACCUGAUCAACCUGGUGAGAUGACCUGGCCUUAUGAGGUGUGGUUCUCCUUGGAGGUGAUCAGCAGUCCUGCCCCACCCAUGAAGGUUUUACCCGUCCAGUGUGCUGUCCAUAGCUCUGUUGCCGUGGAGAUCCCCAUCACUAACCCACGGGCAGAGCCCCUGCGCCUGCAGGUGUGUGUGGAGGGUCCUUACCUGUCCGGCGAUGUUUGCAUGAGUGUGCCAGGCCAUGAUACACAGACUUACCUGGCCAGGUUCUCUCCAGCAACAAUUGGAAAGAAGUGUGGCAGUGUUAUCUUCCAGUCCGAUGUGGUAGGGGAAUUCUGGUACCAGUUAGACCUACUGGCUGACCCACCAGUUCCUAUAACCCUGCCAGACUGCAGCUGUGAACUGGGAAAAUGGACGCGCACUUCCAUCCCUUUGAUAAACCCCACAGACGAGAGGCUGGAGCUGGAUGCGGUCAAUAGUAACCCCCGCAACUUCACCCUGGAGCUGGACGGCAGCCAAGCGCUCGUUGUGGAACCUCAUUCUACCACCCAGGUACCAGUGCAGUUCUGUCCCUCUUCCUUGGGGAGGGGCAACCACACUGCACGCGUCUGCUUCACCUGCACACAGCUGGGUGAGUGGAGUUUCCUGCUGUCUGGAACUGGUUUGGCACCAGGACUGAUGGAGCCCCUCUCUGUCUCCAGUAGAGUGGGGUCCCACUCCUCCCUCUUCCUGCCUUUCAGGAACCCUAUGGAGCACGAUGUGCAGGUGCACAUCUGCCUCACAGAUGAGGAGCCCAGCCUGGGCUCCCUGAAUUCCUCAGUCCAGGGGACCCAUGAGUAUAAGGGGAAGGCUUUCAGCAUCCCACUACGAAAGACACAAGGUGUACUCCUGGCUCCAGAGGCCAGUCUGGACGUGCCGGUGGUGUUUGCCCCGGAGAGUAUGCAGUGGUAUUCUGCCUGGGUGGUUAUUCAGCUGGAGCUGAGAGAAGGGCAAAGCUGGAGAAGUGAGGCGGUAGAGGAUUCGGUAUUGAGAGAGUCGGACCAGCAGGGCAGGUCUCUUGGUGGACAAAUGGAAGAUUGGAAUCUGCAGGGGAUUCGCUGGGUGUACCCCAUCCAUGGCAUCCCAGAGGCUGUCCUAGGCCCCUCCCACCCAGCUGUGAUCAGGUGUGAGGCUCGCAGUCGUGUGGAGGAACAUCUGGAAGUGCAGCUUACAGGGUGUGUCCCAGGGCCAUCAGCACCUCCUGUGGCCAGAGACCAAAGUGUCAGCCCACGCAGCAAGACACCCACUGGACCAGGUUCUAGGUCGAUGGAGGAGGACUUCUUGUAUGAGGUCCGGUUUGAGAAUGAUGAAGAGCAGGCUCAACUGGACAGCUGUGUGGCUUUGUCUCUCCUUGGAUGUGAAAGAGAACCACAGACUGGCAUUGUCACCCUAACCUUCAACAUUGUGUUCGCCCCCUGCAGGCCCCUUAGGUGUACAGCUGUGCUGGCCGUUCAAGGCAUCACUGGUGGGCGUUGGAAGUUUCCCAUCACACUCAUCUCCACAGAACCACAGGUGGACGAUGUGAUCACCAUAGAGGCAGCAGGCCUAAACAAGACGUCGGGGGUGGUAUUCCGACUCACCAGCCUAGCCAGGCACCCAGAGCCCUUCACAGCAAAGUUCUUACCAGGCAGCGGGCCAGAGUUCCAGGUAUCUCCUCACUCAGGUGAGCUGCUUCCUGUGGGUUCACCUGGCACUCUCUUCACCAUCACCUUCACGCCCACCAUGUACAGCAAGAGGCACCGCGCUAUGCUGCUUGUGCAGACGGCAGACAUGCAAUGGACGUAUGAAGUGAAUGGGGCUCUUCCCCUCUACACCCCUCCCUCCUCUCGCUCCUCUCAGGGUGUGGGCUCCACCAGGCUCCGCCCCACCAGGGUGUGUCAGCGGAACUUCUUGCGGGAGAACCUUCAGGUUCCUAACACGGCCGCAUCCUCCCCUCUCAGGGACCAUCCCCUUAUUCCCAGGGUCAAAUAA
This is a messenger RNA of Megalops cyprinoides (Indo-Pacific tarpon), 9192 nucleotides long. RefSeq names its product cilia- and flagella-associated protein 47-like. The transcript has 64 exons. The record is from RefSeq and is a predicted model, not a curated record. Bases 1 to 9192 code for a protein of 3063 amino acids. Lineage: Eukaryota; Metazoa; Chordata; Actinopteri; Elopiformes; Megalopidae. Gene Ontology annotation, molecular function: protein binding.